Pneumocystis jirovecii RU7 is the source of this 381-nucleotide messenger RNA. RefSeq lists its product as uncharacterized. NCBI's taxonomy places the organism in Eukaryota, Fungi, Ascomycota, Pneumocystomycetes, Pneumocystales, Pneumocystaceae. The transcript has a single exon. The coding region runs from base 1 to 381 and encodes 126 amino acids. The record is from RefSeq and is a predicted model, not a curated record.
AUGACUUUUUCCUGUGGAUUUGAUUGUAUUUUCAGUGCAUUUUUAAAGCUGUUUCAAUAUUUAAAACAGUUGUCUUAUCGCUUGCAAACUCUCAGUUUGAGUCCUCUACAAUCACUACUUCGAGCGUAUCCGGACUUAACGUCAAUAUUCCUUCUCUUAAUUAUAUUAUAUAUUUCAUUAUACACACUUGGACGAGCUUUUAGGAAGUUCAAAAUUUUUCUUCGUAUCGUGUUUUUUUUAGCAAUUUUAAUAAGUAUAAUUUACACCUUAUUAAAUGGAGUGAGCGCUGCACAAGCAAAAUUCAAUAAUAUAAAAGCAUAUGUAAGAGAAACAGCAUUUUUAUUGAUAGAUAAAAAACAUGCACGGAAAAAUCGUCGUUAA